AAUGGAUGAGUCCUUCAUGCCGACUCGAUUUGGUGUUCCCUUUGAUCAAAGGGUAUAAAAUGACCCUUAGUGCGAACACUCUGGAGACCACAGUUCCUCGUCUGUCUGUCUUUGCUCCGAAACACACACUAUUCUUUCUCGCACCCAAACUAGCAUGCGCUGCAUCUCUCUUGUCGUUUUGGUUUUGAGUUCUCGUGAGUCCGGUCUAGCAUUGGGAACAAUGGGGAUUAAUGUGUUUAUAUUUUUUUUUUCUUUCCUCUUAGUGGCGGUCCUCGUCUCGUCGUCGCCUGUACCUGUCGUUGAGGGUGAGGUUGAUGUAAGUCUUUCCAUUACGAUGGAUGACUUGCCAUGCUCAUUUUAUUGUAGGCUCGAAACCCCGAAGCCAACCCGGACCCUGCGGGGUGCCUCACAGCCCGAUUCUCUUGCUACAAAGUUUAGACUGCCACCAUCCUACCAUACGUACGUCGGCACACUCACUUACUUUCGUGUACCCUAUGCUGACUGGGUGUCCUAGGCCUUACCCCGUUGUCCACCUGAUCCCAUUCGUCGACCACCACACCCGUCGUCUAUAGCGUUACCAACUCUCGUUAACUUCCAACGUCGCUAGUCCGACUUGUUUUCAUUCAUCCAUUUACUUUCUUUCGUUUCCUUUCCAAAAACUGGACAUCUUCCGGU
Molecule: messenger RNA, 675 nt
Organism: Guyanagaster necrorhizus
Lineage: Eukaryota; Fungi; Basidiomycota; Agaricomycetes; Agaricales; Physalacriaceae
Exons: 1
Coding region: 155-514 (119 amino acids)
Source: RefSeq, a predicted model, not a curated record